Cheilinus undulatus (humphead wrasse) is the source of this 1018-nucleotide messenger RNA. RefSeq names its product ADP-ribosyl cyclase/cyclic ADP-ribose hydrolase 1-like. Gene Ontology annotation, molecular function: phosphorus-oxygen lyase activity; NAD+ nucleosidase activity. Gene Ontology annotation, biological process: positive regulation of B cell proliferation. The record is from RefSeq and is a predicted model, not a curated record. The coding region runs from base 12 to 791 and encodes 259 amino acids. Gene Ontology annotation, cellular component: plasma membrane. Lineage: Eukaryota; Metazoa; Chordata; Actinopteri; Labriformes; Labridae. The transcript is spliced from 8 exons.
CUGGCUCUAAGAUGGCGUGCAGGAAUUCCUUCACCUUCACCUUCGUGGUUGUCGUGCUCAUCCUCGUUCCAUCGGUGCUGCUGAAUCCUGGGACGUUCAAGGACACGUUCGUGAAAAAGUGUUUGGCGUACAAAAAUGAACCAAAAACCUGUGAGAAAAUGUGGGUUACCUUCCAAAAAGCCUACGUGGGGAAGCAAAGCAAAGAAGUCCUUCCAGCAAACUAUGAGACACUCCUCAAAGACCACCCCUACACACAUCCAUGUGACAAGACCAUGCUGUGGAGUGGAGUAAGCAGGGAGGCAGGGCGGGAUUUGGUUCAUGAGUUCACUGCUACGAAAAAAAUCUAUUUGACCCUUGAGGACACUUGGUUGGGAAAGACUUUAGAUGGUCUGAGCUGGUGUGGGAAGAAGAACAGUAAAGAAACAUUCACUGCAUGUGAAAAGGAAAAGCCCAAUCCUGUUUUCUCAUUCUGGGUAAAGGCCUCAGAAAAGAUGGCACAGUAUGCCUGCGGUGAAGUCACAGUGAUGCUUGAUGGGAGUCGUCGUGAACAGCCGUUAUCUGAUAAAAGUAUCCUAGUAGCAACUGAGAUUCCAAAUCUGCAAACGCCCAAGGUGACGAAACUGAUGGUUGUGCUGCUUGUCAAGAAAAAUGAGAAUCAGUGCAACAAGCAAACACUGAAGGAUUUGAAGAAAAAAUUGGAUGAGAAAAAAAUUGCUUACAGUUGCAAGGAAGUGACCGAGACAGAGUUCAGGAACUGCAUCAAUACUAAGACCUUAGGGCCCUGCUGGUGAUGAAUAUGUACUCAGCGUCAAACUGAACUGUCCUACAAGAGAUAACGCAGCAGGAUAUUUGUUUUAAUUUGUUUUACUUUCUUUUCAAACGUGCUAAUUGAGCUAGAUUUAAAGAAGAUUUCUCUGAAAUGUCUGACAGUUUGAAAUUUUUGUGUCUGAUUAAAGUACACAAUAAAUAAUCUAAGCAAAAAAACAACAGCUGAGUUUUUUUUGUCUGGUUGGAUUUA